CUCGGGAAAAUCGUAACAAACAAACAAAAAAUUCUCAGCCGGCGAAAUCAAAUUCCGGUAGUAGUUAAUUCAUCGAUCGUCACCUUCUCCUACUCUCAAGAUUCGAACAUUCCCGCGUUUUUUUUUUUCCAUUCGUUGAUCAGAAUCCAUUGUUUUCAGAGAGUUUCGAUUACAGUUUUACAGAAUGUAUAAGUGGAAUCUUCCUUACCGGAAAGAUGACGUGGAGACUGGCGGUGGUAGCGGUGAGAGAUCUCUGUAUCCGACUAUGCUUGAGAGCCCCGAACUCCGAUGGGGUUUCAUCAGAAAGGUAUAUUCCAUAAUCGCAUUCCAGCUUUUAGCAACCAUCGCCGUCGCCGCCACGGUGGUAUUCGUUCGUCCCAUUGCCGUGUUCUUCGCUACCACUAGUGCCGGUCUUGCUCUCUGGAUUGUCUUAAUCAUCACGCCUCUUAUAGUAAUGUGUCCUUUGUACUAUUACCACCAGAAACAUCCGGUGAAUUACCUGCUUUUAGGGAUUUUCACGGUGGCUUUAGCUUUUGCCGUUGGAUUAACAUGUGCUUUCACCAGUGGGAAAGUGAUUCUUGAGGCAGCGAUUUUAACAACAGUAGUGGUGCUUUCCUUAACCUUCUACACCUUUUGGGCAGCAAAGAAAGGAUAUGACUUCAAUUUCCUCGGUCCAUUCUUGUUUGGUGCUCUCAUCGUUCUCAUGGUCUUUGCCCUUAUUCAGAUUUUCUUCCCGCUGGGUCGGAUCUCAGUGAUGAUCUAUGGAUGUUUGGCUGCGAUAAUAUUCUGCGGGUACAUAGUUUACGAUACAGACAAUCUCAUCAAACGUUACAGUUACGAUGAGUACAUAUGGGCAGCAGUUUCGCUCUACUUAGAUAUUAUCAACCUCUUCUUGGCUCUCCUUACCAUUUUCAGAGCUGCCGAAUGAAGCUUCUUUACUCCUUUUAAGUCUCGACCAGUGUUAUUAUCAUGUCCUUAAAAUGUGUAUAUCUCUAAUAUUGUUUGUUAACAAAACUCAUUUUCUUUA
Molecule: messenger RNA, 1027 nt
Organism: Arabidopsis arenosa
Lineage: Eukaryota; Viridiplantae; Streptophyta; Magnoliopsida; Brassicales; Brassicaceae
Source: the annotation of a GenBank genome assembly